UUUUCUACUUCACUCUCAGCUAGUCAAAAUCAAAGAAACCCCUUUUAGGCCAUCUCUUCCUCGAUGGCUCUAACAAAAACAACCCAUUUUGUAACCCUAACACUUCUUGUAAAUUUCUUCUCCAAUUUUUCACCAUUCAUAUUGGCUAAUCACCAUCAUCAUGCUGAUGAUAUCUCACCCCAGAAUUUCCCAUGGCCCCCAACCCAAAACACAACCAAAGCUGACUCCUCAUUUUUCACAUACACUGCGGCGAGAUCCCUUGUUGGAGCAGCACCUCCAACACAAUUCACAACCCUAAACGCCGACAAAACAACCUUCCCGGCGCUCACCGGGCAGGGCGUUUCCUUGUCGGUGUUGCAAUUCCCUCCCGGCGUAGUCAACCCGCCCCACAGCCAUCCCCGGUCACCCGAGCUCCUCCUUCUCCUCUCCGGCGCCUUACGUGUCGGAUUCAUCGACGCAGAAAACAAGCUGUUUAACCAGACACUGCAAGCUGGUGACAUGUUUGUGUUUCCAAAAGGGAUGGUGCAUUAUCACCACAAUUUCCUGAUUGACAAUACAUCGGUUGCGGUUUCGGCUUUUGCAAGUGCAAGCCCCGGGCUUGUUUCGAUUCCUUCCAAUUUGUUUAAUUCUGGAAUUGAGGACGCAAUCUUGGCUCAAUCGUUCAAAACUGAUGUCCCCACAAUUGAGAGACUCAAGGCUAGCGUGGCUGGAAACUAAGUGGAAGCAAGAAGUUGGAAGUUUGGCAAAUUGAUUGAGAACAAUUGAUUCAUCAAAUUCUUUGUAGAACUACAUAUUAUUAUAUAUCAAAG
Molecule: messenger RNA, 809 nt
Organism: Oldenlandia corymbosa var. corymbosa
Lineage: Eukaryota; Viridiplantae; Streptophyta; Magnoliopsida; Gentianales; Rubiaceae
Source: the annotation of a GenBank genome assembly